GCAGAACCCGGCAGGCUGCGCGUAUAAAAGCAGCAGCGCGGGUGGAGUACGACAACAAGGAGGCUGGGGAAGGGGGGGAGACACCGAAGAGAGGACUUUUACUGCGGCUCAUCAGCCUGCUCCCCCCUCCUAAAGAAGAAAACUACAAGCCGACAUGCAGGCGACGCAGGGCGGCUUCUCCUGGAGACUUCUCCUCUUCUCCUGCGCGCUUCUGGAGAGUUUAUCCCAGGACUUCGGCGGACAGACGCAGUUCAUUUGCACGUCCGUGCCCAAGGAUGUGGACAUCUGCGCAGCCACGCUGCAGAACAGCGUGCCGGGAGAGGACCUGAAGAGCACCGUCAUGCAGCUGCGCGAGACCGUGCUGCAGCAGAAGGAGACCAUCAUGAACCAGAAGGAGACCAUCAGAGAACUCACCUCCAAGUUGGCCCGCUGCGAGAGCCAGAGCGGCGCCGAGCCCGGGGCCAGGAGGAAGGAGACGGGGGCCAAAAACACCAUGGGGGACGUGUCGAGGGGCCCCGCGGACACUUUGACGCAGCUGUCUCAGACUUUACAGUCGCUGAAGCAGAGAUUAGAAAAUCUGGAGCAAUUCAGCAGAAGCAACAACUCGGUGCAGGCGAACAGCCUGAAGGACCUGCUGCAGAGUAAAAUCGACGACCUGGAGAAGCAGGUUUUGUCCCGGGUCAACAGCAUCGAGGAGGGGAAGUCCGGACUCCGGAAUGAGACGGAGCAGCGUGGCAGGAUGGAGUCCACCCUCACAUCUCUUCACCAGAGGAUCGCAGAUCUGGAGAAAGGUCAAAGAGAAAACAGACCCCUUGAUAAAUUCCAGCUCACCUUCCCUUUGAGGACCAACUACAUGUACGCAAAGGUGAAGAAGAGUUUGCCUGAAAUGUACGCCCUGACCGUGUGCAUGUGGCUGAAGUCCAACGCCUCGCCUGGAGUGGGAACACCGUUCUCCUACGCAGUUCCAGGUCAGGCCAAUGAGCUCGUCCUGAUCGAGUGGGGCAACAACCCCAUGGAGAUCCUGAUAAAUGACAAGGUUGCAAAGCUGCCGUUUCUGAUCAAUGAUGGAAAGUGGCAUCACAUCUGUGUGACCUGGACGACUCGCGAUGGCGUUUGGGAAGCCUUCCAAGAUGGUGUGAAGAGAGGGAGCGGAGAAAAUCUGGCUCCUUAUCAUCCCAUCAAACCACAGGGCCUGCUCAUCCUCGGCCAGGAACAGGACACGUACGGUGGAGGGUUUGAUGCCACACAAGCGUUUGUCGGAGACCUGGCCAAUUUCCACAUCUGGGAUCGGAAACUGUCCGUGGGAGAGAUUUACAACCUGGCAACCUGCAGCAGCAAAGCUCAAGUGGGCAACGUUUUUGCAUGGAUGGAGACGAGCCUCGACAUUUACGGAGGUGCCUCCAAGUGGACAUUUGAAGCUUGUCGCCAGCUGAACUGAGCUGAGCUGCAGCGAAGACAAACUCUUGCAGGCGCCACUGGUUUCAGUGAACUGGUACUGAACAGAUCACGGGGAGACAUUUUCAGUGAAUAGCUGUGGGGAUUUUGUCAUAGGCGUUUGAUCAAAUAAAAUAUAUUUUGGACGACUUGAUCGAUUUUUACCAGAUUUUUUUGUGUGGGCGAGAUGGCUGAAAACACGUUGCACUUUGGCAUCCUGUGGUUCCUGCCAGGCGUUCAUGUGGUAAAAAAAAAAAAGCAGCAAAUGGUGCCACUUCUGAGAGAAGAGUUUGCUCAGUGAGAGCAAACGAAUGUGCCGGCUUCAGACACAGUAGGAGGUGUAGUUUUUAGAAAACAGAUGUCACACAAAUCAGCAAACUGAAAGACUUCUUCAGCUGUCUUUUCUGUCUCGACUGCCAGGGAUCUCCACUGUGAACA
Molecule: messenger RNA, 1872 nt
Organism: Nematolebias whitei (Rio pearlfish)
Lineage: Eukaryota; Metazoa; Chordata; Actinopteri; Cyprinodontiformes; Rivulidae
Gene: nptx1l
Product: neuronal pentraxin 1 like
Exons: 5
Coding region: 155-1438 (427 amino acids)
Source: RefSeq, a predicted model, not a curated record